Molecule: messenger RNA, 564 nt
Organism: Striga asiatica
Lineage: Eukaryota; Viridiplantae; Streptophyta; Magnoliopsida; Lamiales; Orobanchaceae
Source: the annotation of a GenBank genome assembly
AUGACCUGUGAGGAUUUCGAGACCGAGAGAAGACGCCUCGCGGCAGCCGGCGGCCUCCGAUUCUCCGGAGCUCGGCCUCCGCCGUUGGGCGUGCUUUUGGCUAUCACUAAUGCCGCCAUCAUACAUUUCGCUGCUUAUCAUAGCCAAACCGUAAUCGUAGUAAGUAACAAGCCGCCACACUUCCCGACUUUCGAAAUCGAGUCGGUCUCCCUAUCCACAAUAACCACCAAAAACAACAACAACAACACGAUUAAUAAUAUUAAUACAGCCGUGUGGGAACUAGGGUUUUCGGUCGGGAAGCUCAACGGCAAGAAAAUCAAGGAUUUGAGCGUGUGGGCCCGACAAAGACUCGGGCUCCGGGAAUGUGACCUCUUAGCCACUGUUUUGACGCCUCAACAAACCGAGUCCAAGGCGCUCGAUUGUGGGGUCAUGUUCACGGGUGGCUAUUCCGAUUACACGUUAUUCACGGCCUUGUGCAAGAACGUGUACAUCGAGGCGGAGACUGCUGGCCGGUGGAUUAUGGUUGGAGGGUCAAGAUUGUGUCCGGUUACUUAUCACGAUUAG